AAGACAAGACUACUGGAAUUGUUAAAAUGUUGGUUAUUAUCAGUAAAACACAAUAAAUCACAUACAAAUUGUGCAAUCACAGAGCAAGCUCAACUUGCGCGCGCAUCCCUAAUAACUUGAACAAUGCGUUAUGAGUUAACCUGUUAGCCAAUAGUUAAUCUUCUCCAAGAGGGCAAAAACAACGGAGUCAAAGUGAUAAAAGUGAGGCUUCAAAAUUCUGCACUCCGGCAUCACAUAACAAGCGUUGGUGCACUUCAAUAAAAUAAUAUUCGUCAUGGAAAUGGAAACAAUAUCAACGUUCGCUAAGAAGCUUUGGUGCGUCAAGAAACAACUUAUUCUCGUCCUCACUCCGCUUAUUCUCCUCCCGUUACUUUUUGGUCUACCGGAAAAGGAGGGGAAAUGUCUGUAUGUGGUGCUGCUAAUGGCUGUGUUCUGGUGCACAGAGGCUCUUCCCUUAGCUGUCACUGCCAUGCUACCUGUUUGCCUCUUUCCAACAAUGGGAAUUCUUCCAUCCCAAAAAGUCUGCCCUCAGUACUUCCUCGAUACCAAUUUUCUCUUUCUCAGCGGUCUUGUGAUGGCAUCAGCUAUCGAGGAAUGGGGUCUGCAUCGCAGAAUAGCUCUGAAAGUUCUUAAGAUUGUUGGAGUCAAACCAGCCUGGUUGAUUUUGGGAAUGAUGAUCACCUCUGCCUUCCUGUCCAUGUGGCUCAGCAACACAGCAACAACGGCCAUGAUGCUUCCCAUUGCUAACGCCAUCCUGGAGAGCCUCUUUGGGGACCUGGCCACUCUGAAGGAGAACUGCAAGGUGAAAGAGGAGACAGAGGGUCAAUCACAAGUAAAGCUGCAUUCACUGCCCUCUGAAAAACAGAUCUUGUCUAUAGAUGGAACUGAUGGGAUGGUGCGGUCAAAUGGGAGGACUGCACAGGAGAUCAGGACAGAGUCAGAGUACCAGAUGAAGGUUUGGAAAGGCUUCCUGAUCUGUAUCCCAUACGCUGCCAGUAUCGGAGGGACUGCCACCCUGACAGGCACGGCGCCAAACCUCAUCCUCAUUGGACAACUUAAGAGUUACUUCCCAGAGUGCGACUUGAUAAAUUUUGGCUCUUGGUUUGCAUUCGCCUUUCCUCUCAUGGUGCUCUUCCUCAUCUUGGCAUGGCUGUGGAUUUCUUUCCUCUACGGGGGCUUGAAUACGCGGUUAUGUGUGAAGAAACAGGACGAAAGAGCACAAGCAGAGAAAAAAGCAGAGGCUGUUAUUGAUGAAGACUACAGAAAACUAGGCCCCAUAAAUUUUGCAGAAGGAUCCAUCGCAUUCUUUUUCAUUUUGUUUGCCGUUCUCCUGUUCACAAGAGAUCCCAAAUUUGUAACUGGAUGGUCCACAUUUUUCAACAAAGGGUAUGUGUCAGAUGCGACCACUGGAGUGAUCAUUGUGUCAAUCCUAUUUUUCUUCCCUUCCCAGAAGCCCUCUCUUAGCUGGUGGUUUGAUUCUAGAGCAUCAAAUACUCCAUAUGUUCCUCUCCUAUCAUGGAAGAAAGCACAGGAAUGUGUCCCAUGGAAUAUCAUUCUGUUGCUGGGUGGAGGCUUUGCCAUGGCCAAGGGAUGUGAGGAGUCAGGACUGGCGGCGUGGAUAGGAGCCUACCUCCAGCCUAUUGCCCAGGUCCCCCCUGCUGUGGCCGUCAUGUUCAUCACAGCUUUCCUGGCCUGUUUCACAGAGUUUGCCAGCAACACUGCCACCAUUAUCAUAUUCCUGCCCGUCAUCGCUGAACUGGCUAUGUUUGUCAAGGUGAACCCUCUUUACUUUAUGAUACCUGCGACAACAGGAUGUUCAUUUGCCUUCAUGUUGCCAGUCUCCACCCCUCCCAACUCCAUUGCCUUUGCAUCUGGCCAUCUUUUGGUGAAGGACAUGGUGAAAACAGGCUUUGUGAUGAACAUUUUGGGCAUUUUAUCGGUUUCUCUGGCCAUGAACACUUGGGGUCGUGCCAUGUUCAGUUUGGAGACUUAUCCAGACUGGGCUCGUCCAGUCAACAUGUCCAGUACUGUCACAGAUAUACAGUUCCCCUCCGACUCACCUUUCAACCUUACUAGUUUACCGUAGAUCUGAAGCUUAUCCAGUAUAAUUAUUAUACUGUAUUAUAUAGUAAAUACUGGAUCAUAAUUUCUGAAUAUGUACAAAGUCAAUAACUAUAGACUUGGGGACAAUUAGCUGUUACUUUAAGUAAUUUAGCUUAUGGUAUGAUGGCUAUACCAUGUUUCUAAGGUACUGUCCUUUUUCGAUCAGUCUACUGUAUAUGAGUUUUGAUUUUUUAACGGUUUAUAUUUUGUUCAGGCUCUCAUUGUGAUCUACUUACUCUGUCAUGUAGAUUAUACCAAUUUCUAUCAGCUCAUUUUCAUGUUUGUCACGAACCCCUGCUCUCCCCAGAUGUGUCCUGUGUUUUGCCUUGAUUUGUUUUAGGUCCCUAUGACAUUUUUCCAUUGGAAGAUAAUUUGUUUGGGCAGGGCGGGGGGGCGACAGAAUAGACAGUGGUUGGUCUGUCUGUUGUUGCGUUCUCUUCCACAGUUAUACAACAAGUCAUGUCGGGCAUAGUUUUUGUCCAGACACCUGUGAUGUCUUGUCUCAUCUCUCGCUAUGCUUGCUGAAAUGAAUUGCAUCUUAGUGACCUCUGAUGGUCAUUGUGCCACAUUGCACUGAUCACUGUGUGCAUCUCAUACUGUACCUCACUGUAACAUUCCCUGGAUAGUGUUUGUGAUGGUAAUCCUUAUUGAUUAGGGUGUUAGCAGUCUGCUUGAUGAUUAUAAACCCAAUCCAUUUCAUGACAGUGAACUCUCAUCCUCCAAGUCCUCCACCUACUGGUAAAUGACACUUGAACUCAAUCCUCCAUUGACCUUUAGCUGUGUAAACUGUGACUGUCUUGACACAUAACAGGAGUUUGUGAAUUAUUCAUAAAACAUACUUACCUAGGCCAUGGGGGUCACUGGCUGCAUGUGUUUUAACAUAUUUUUGUAAGUUACACACAGAACGUCAUUUUUACUUUUCAUUGUGUCUUUUAAAACCAUAAAUCAUGAUUUUCUGAUCUUAUUUUAUUUGAAAUAAUCAUUAGAAAUGUGGUGUGUGGAAAUCAAAAUAACUAUUUUCUACCAUAGAUUUUAUUAUUAUUUCGUGUAAUACGUUUAGCUUUAUCAAUGCACAUUUUGUAGAUUUGUUAUUUUCUUAAUACUUCUCGUUACCAAAUAAAACUGAAUGGCAAAUGA
Molecule: messenger RNA, 3240 nt
Organism: Salvelinus sp. IW2-2015
Lineage: Eukaryota; Metazoa; Chordata; Actinopteri; Salmoniformes; Salmonidae
Product: Na(+)/dicarboxylate cotransporter 3-like
Biological process (GO): transmembrane transport; citrate transport
Cellular component (GO): membrane
Molecular function (GO): succinate transmembrane transporter activity; citrate transmembrane transporter activity; sodium:dicarboxylate symporter activity
Source: RefSeq, a predicted model, not a curated record